Parasteatoda tepidariorum (common house spider) is the source of this 3058-nucleotide messenger RNA. Its product is annotated as zinc finger CCHC domain-containing protein 24. Gene Ontology annotation, molecular function: nucleic acid binding; zinc ion binding. The record is from RefSeq and is a predicted model, not a curated record. Lineage: Eukaryota; Metazoa; Arthropoda; Arachnida; Araneae; Theridiidae.
GUCGGAAAGCAUCUGGAUUAGAGUGGGGAUGUUUGAGGAGGGCGACAGAUGAGGAUGCUUGAGAGCUGAGAGAUUGACUCUUUGAGAAUCCGAGGAUGACUUCACUCGCAUCCAUAGAUCCGUCGGUGUAUCAACCGGCCCAGCUGCUGAAUUGGGUAUAUCUAACUCUUGCUGACCAGCCACAGUCCGGUGACCAGACCAAAUAUGGAAUUCCACCAGUAUUUAAUGGAUUAACCAGCUCUAACAACUAUGGAAAUUACACGAAUGGAGGAUUCAACAGUCCCGUUGGAACAAUAAAUGAGUUAACCGACCUUUUUAACGACCUUAGUUUUGAUUGCAAACCUACAAAAAGACCUCCUCCGAGUUACCUUUGCCACCUGUGCUUCAAGAAGGGACAUUACAUCAAAGAUUGUCCUCAGGACUGUCUGUUGUGUGCGCAGGCGAGACCGAAGGGCGAAGGACUUACACCAUACCAAGGCAAGAAGAGAUGUUUUGGGGAGUACAAAUGUCCCAAGUGCAAAAGGAAGUGGAUGAGUGGGAACAGCUGGGCCAACAUGGGACAAGAAUGCAUCAAGUGUCACAUUAAUGUGUAUCCACACAAGCAGAGACCUUUAGAGAAGCCUGACGGUCUCGAUGUUUCUGAUCAGAGCAAAGAGCAUCCUCAACACCUGUGUGAAAAGUGCAAAACCGUCGGAUACUAUUGUCGAAGAGUACAGUAAUUUUCAGUAAUUUAUGUGCUUAGAUUAGUCUUUUAUCCUUUACUAACUUUUUUUAAACAUAACAUUGUGUUAAGAUUUUUAAGAAACAUACGAAUCAUGGAAAGUAAUAUGGGAUGGUGUAUUUAUCACAUUUGCUUAUACUAUAACUAACAGUUACAAAUAUCAAACAAGUAUUACUUAAAUAAAAAUUUCAUUUGCUUCUAAAAUAAACCAAGAGCCAGACGCGAACACAUCAGUCAAGUCUUGAAUAAUUGAAUAUUAAAAAAAAAUUAUAAUUUUGACGAGUAUUAUUUUUUCAGGAAAACUGUUGUGCAAUUAUGUUGUAAUAGGAACGUCUUUGGACACUCACGUCUGGCAAGUCUUGAAAAUGGGUGCCUGUUUUUGAGCGCUAGAAACAUGUCGACUGUUAUUUCCAGUAUAUAUUUGAAGUAAAUGAAGUUUCUAAUCAAGUAAUAUCCUACCGCUUUAGUUUAUUGGGAUUAUUUAUUUAAUUACAAAUAAGUAUAUAUCUAAACAAUAAAAUAAUAUAUAAGUAAUACGAAAUUUCUUUUAAGAAAUAACCUUUUAACGACUAUGUUUUUAACAUCCUUUAUUUUAUGCUUUUACCAGAGUACUGAAAUUGUUUCAGGAAAUUCAGUAUAUUAACACAAGUACUUUUACUUAAUAAUAAAUUUAUUACCAAAUAUUUAAAAUGAAGGUAACUUUUAACAGAACAAAAAGUACAAAUACAAAUAUUGUAUAUAUUAUUCUAAUAAACUGAAUACUUAUCAGAUUUUGCUGAAUACUUAUUAGAUUUUUAAUACUUGGAACAUUUUUUUGUAACAAAUGAAAGUCAUGUUUCUUCAAAAAAUGUACAAACGCGAAUGUACCUAUAUUUCUCCUUAAUUUAGCUAACUUGAUAAUAAGUACUUAACUUCAUUUUAUGCUUUAGGCGGUAAAAAUGGAUAUUAAAGUUUGGUUCUAAGAAAAUAAUUUCAGUAAAUUAAGUACUUACUAGUAAAAUUCGUCCUUUAAAAUAACUUAGCAUAAGUAUUCUGAAAGAAUGCUUUUAAAUAAUACAAUAAGAAAAGUACAUAAAAUUAAAAAUGAAGUUUUAAUUUUAAAUCUUAGCUUAAUUUCUAACAUAUUUUCAAUUAUUUCUUAAUUACAUUUCUUAAAAACCAACUUGCUAUCUAUAUUUUUUUACUUUUUACGACAAAUACUAUAUUAAAUACUAUUAUAUUCAUUUUUGUAUUUUUUAAGCAAAAUUUUAAAAGAUUUCACAUUACGCUGUCACAUUUAAUAGACAUUAAGAAUAGAAUUUUAUUAAAUAAAUUGACAUCUUUAAGCAUUGCAACGGCAAAAAGUAUUAUUUUGUAUCACAUAUCAACAAAAUAUUCAAAGUGAAUAUUUUUUGGAAUAUAUAUUGAUGUAAUUACUGAUUUAGCUAGAUAUGUUAUAAAAUCAUAAUGAUGCCUGAUAUUUCAAGAAUAUAUUUAUGUAUGGUAUAUAUACAAAUAUAUAAAGAAUAAGUCAUUUUAUUGUAUAAAUUCUAUUUUUAAAAAAGAAUUUAAAGGUUUUCGAUAAGAUGUAUUGAUAUAGCUACUGUAUUUCUUAUAUUGUAUAUGGCAUAAAUAAUAUCUAUUUAUUAUGUAUAUGGAUGCCAUUUAGAAAAUCUUAAAAUUGUUAACAUUUGUGUAUUUUUAUAAGUACUUUUUAUUAAUAGAGGAAAAUUAUUUGUUAUAAACUGUUUUCAAGCUUAGAUUUCAUAUUGACUUAAUUGUUAUUGACCAAUAUAAACCAAGAUCAAUACUAGAUAUUGAUUUGCUUCUUUGAAACAUUCACAUAGAUUUUUUAUCAACCAGUCUUUUUUAUCUAUUUAAUUUUCGUUGUGUGGUAAACUUUGAGUUUUCGGUUACAUAAUGCUUUCAAAACCUUUUAAUAUAGGUAAAUUGAUUUUUUUAGUUUUUGUGUGUAGGUAGUAUGUUUAUUCUGGUGUGGAGAUUUAUAAUUUCGAGUUUGUAUGUGAAUUCCUUUACUAUGUUAUUUAUAUUUUGAAUUUAUAAUUUUAUUUUACAAUAAGCAAGAAAUAUUUAUUAUUUAAAAAGUUUCUUUUGUAUAUAUUGGAGAUCCAACAAUUUAUUGAAGAAUAAAUUUGUAUAGUUGGAAAUUUUUACAUGAAAAAAAUGAAAGUUGACGAUGUUGAUUAUUGGAAAGAUUAUGACUGAUUUCGUAAGUUGCAAUCAAUAUUAUUGUUUAUUUUAUAGUUUUAUUAUCUGAAAUUUGUUGUUUGUCAGUUUGUUGUUUGUUCAAUUAUAAUGACUUAUAUAAAUAAACUCAGAGGCAAAGGACUUAAUUAA